Messenger RNA from Rhopilema esculentum, 5367 nucleotides. RefSeq names its product unhealthy ribosome biogenesis protein 2 homolog. Gene Ontology annotation, cellular component: nucleolus. Gene Ontology annotation, biological process: ribosome biogenesis. The record is from RefSeq and is a predicted model, not a curated record. NCBI's taxonomy places the organism in Eukaryota, Metazoa, Cnidaria, Scyphozoa, Rhizostomeae, Rhizostomatidae.
UUCGGCAUAGCAACAACAACACAAGCUGUAAUAGGCCUAUUUUUCUCACAUGGCGUUGACAAGACAUUCCUCAUGUAAUUUAGAAAGCAAGACUGAGUAGACAUAUAGCUUUUAAAGAUGAAACAGAAGAGUUUCAAAACAAAGCUAGACUUAGCUGGCGUCUUGAAGUCACUGAAAACACAAGAAACACCAUGGAAAGAGAAGAUAAGACUGGCACACAGGCUGUUACAAGGGGACUGCCUAUUUCCAAAUAAACUUCAAAUCAUUUUAGAUUGGGCUUGUCAAGAGCUUGUUUUUAACAGCGCACAUAAAUGCUACCCCACUGAAAUGCUUCAGGAACUUUGGCAAAUAAUUGUAGAACUACUGCAGACUAUCAAAAGCAAAAACAAAGCAAAUCACUUGUCUUUGAGAAUAUCUUUUAUUGAGGUAGUUGUGAAAGAGUUUCAAGAACCAGGACUUAAAUUAUCAUCCUUCAUAGAGUGUUGCAGAGUAAUGUUUUCUACUGAAGAGUUCUAUAAACCAAUUGUUUCAAAAUUUGAAAAGUUUAUGAAUUUCCUUGCAAGUGUGCUGAAGUAUUCACAUCAAUUGUAUGAUGUCAUUGGUGAAAGGAAGGCAACUGAACUAGAAGAAGAAAAAGACCUCAUUGCAGCUUAUUUUGCAUUAGUUGAUGUCUUGCUUAAACUUUUUGUGAAGCUUUUAAAAAACCAACCAAACAUACAAAAGUUAACAGUAAGUUUUAAUGAAAAACUAAUCCAAGAAAUCGCUGUCUGGAAAAAUGUGCUUUCAAAGUUUGUCAAAAGAACCGAAUCAUCAUGGAGCGGUACCAGCUCGAGGGAAUUAUUAGAGAAGUCCUUAUGGAACAGCCAAAACAUAAUGACAAUAAAAGGCCACAUGCAUUUGUGGGGUGUGGAUGAGACAACAAAUGAACAUUUUGCACAAAAGUUUGCCUUGUUGGACAGUCUGUUUUCAAGUGUGGCAAGAUGUGUCAAUCUAGGCAACGAGAGUGACGAGGAUAGACUUGUCUCAGAAUCGAUGCUUGCUUUUGUACCUGAACAAUACGAAGCAUUUCUCAAAGCCAACAGGAAUGCAAGCACGCUUCCAAGGCAUUUUGAAUUCACCUUAUUCAAACGAUUUUGUGCACUUAUUUUUCCACAAUUGGACAAGAUCAAAAGUUGUGUAGCAAUGGCAAAUUGCCUUAAUCAGUUGCUGAAUGUCAUGGUCCAAUUUAACGUUUUCAAGGUAAAUGACGAUUCAAUAAAUACAGAUGCAAAUAAAAGCUUUUUGCAAAAUCUCACGAAGCUUAUCAUCCGGAUAAUCAAAACUGGGACCCCAGAAUUCAACAUAAUUUUACUACAAUGUGUCCAACAUUUAGUGGACAUAGACCGUUCACUUUUUGACUCUUACAUACAAGAUAUAUUAAAAGAAUUGCUGGCUCCUGUUAAAAAUGAAGGCGUCGAGGACAGUAACGAGCUUCUGGAAAAAUCAAAGUGCAGCUUGUUCCGCUUCAUUAUGGACAAUUUCGCUAAAGCACGACAGAUCGAAGAAUUUUUGAAAGAGCUGGUAAUUUCUGUUCGUGAAUCUCUGUCACAUGUCCGUAUAGAUUCGUUUGUUUUUGAUCGUCUGAAGGAGAUCAUGUCAUCUUUAUCUGUUGGUCAGUCUUUGUCAGUCACAGACGCAUUGCUUAAUGAAAUGACGGAGGAAUACAUUGAAAAGCUCAAAGAUUUUGUCAUAUCAGAAGAUAUCACCGCUGCAGAGUUAAAAGGAUUGGAAGGAGAAAUACGAAAGCUCUCCCUGAUUUCAGAAAUGUUUUCAAUAUGCAUGCUGAAUACUCGUGUCUUACCAAUGAAUGGUUACAUUGGGGAUAACCAGGAGAGUUACUUGAGCAUGGUUAAAAGGCUGCAGCUCAACAUUUUACUUGUUGUCAAACUGUUUGCAAAAAUUGACCAAAAGAAGUAUGCGACAAAUGAAGUGCUCAAAUUGGCUUGGAGACUUGUAUUGACACAGCAAAGGAUUUCUUUGUACCUGUUGCACCAUGGCAUAAUUGACUCGCCCAUACUUCCGCACCCUGAUUUCCUUGAAGUUGUGCGUUGUCUAGCUACAGGUAGCAAAGAAUCUACAGAUGGAUGUUCAAAACGCAGUUCAUCAUUGUUUGUAAAAAAUCUGAUCCUCCACUUACAACAGAUGAUUUUGAUAUCAGACGAAGGUGCGGUCAAUUACUGCUGUUAUCAGCUUGACGAAUUCAUUCUUGGUUGCUUGGAUACCAGUGAAUUAGUUUACAGGGACCCAAGCAUGCUUUCUGUGACAGCUACUAUUGUCGAAGAGCUUCCCUGGUUGUGUGACUAUAUCAGAGGAAAAUCAGUUAGUAUUCUUGGCCAAGUGAUGUUCGAUGUUGUUAUGAAACAGUCCCAGAAGGAUUUCAGGGUGGAUCAAGUUGGAACAAGCACUGAUUACGACAAAAAUGAUUCAGAAGUUUUUUCCAAACUAAUUAUGUCACCCGUUUUCUAUGACAACGAAGCCAUUCAAACUGCGUUCUGCGAUUUGUUGCCAAAGAAAACAUGGUCAUUGUUAAAAGAGAGCUUCACAGAUGGUCUUAAAGCAACACUUGAAAGAUCCAUAGAGUGUCUUAAAUCAAGUGGGGAUCAUAAUAUUAUGGAAAGCAGUCAGUCAGAAGACGGGACAACACUUAUGGAUAUCAGCCUGCCUGAAACAGAUGGUAGGAUUGAUGGGCAGUUUGAAGAUGCUUGUGAUAACAUUAUCACAACUUUGCUCGGCAUCUCUAGUAUGCGUGCAACAUAUACACCAGAUAAAGAAGAAACGGAGACAAUCACGCAUGUUUUGCAAACAGAUGUGCAUGCACUUUUAAAGGUUAUUGGUAUUAUGAAUUUUGAAUGGCUGUCAGCUGAGAAUGCAGCACGUUUGAUCGUUUCAAUCAAAAUACUACUUUUCAGAAUUGUUUUCUUGCUAAAGCCAUGUGAUGACUGUGGAAAAGCAGAUGUGAAUAUCUUCUAUUUGUUGGAAAGAUUUACAUCAUCAACAAUUAUUUCAAAUCGUUUAAAUGUAUGGAAACUGAUAGAUCCUGUACUGCUAUUACAAUAUUCUUUAUGCAUGGUUGAAAGGUUGGUUCAUCAGAACUCUUCAGAGUUACCAGAUGUAGUCUACUUGUGCAUCCAGAACAUUUGGUAUCUUGUUUUGAAUGUUAAGAGAAGUAGGACGGGUGAAUCUGUAUUUGAAAGUAUAAAGCUCAAGAUGCUAAAAAUCGCGGAGGAGCUUGCAAGAAACCCAGACGAAGCAUCCGUUAGAGUUUUUUAUGCCUUAACAUCUGUGGUUCUGAAUACAAUUCAGAAUAAAAUUGUAAAGAGGCGAGCAUUGACAACGGGUCUUGAAUUGAUAUAUCCGAUCGUCGAGCAAAUGCUGGGUGACGUUUCAACAGAAUCGAGGGUUUUGGUGGAACACAAAUUUACGGAAGAGAAAGUCAAAUUUCUUGUCCUACGAUGUUACUGCAACUUGUAUUCUAUUUGCCUCAUGAUGAAAAUUGCAGGGAAAGAUGAACGAUUCAUCUCACUGGUGGAAGGUUCAAUGCUAGAAGAAAUGAUCAGCAAUGCGUCGUACGAUGUUAGAGAUAUUUUGUUGAAGGCUGAAAAUGAAUUUGACAUCGAACAGUCCAUGUCAUUAAAAUUUGAGGUUUGUUUAGAGUUCUUGCAAAUGAUAUCGAGUUUUGAAAAUUGUCAAGAAGUUGAUCAGUUACAAAGACUGGAUUUCUCUGGUUCGGUUUUUAGUUGCUUGUGCUCUAUUCUCGAAAAAUCGAGCAGAGGAAAGGGAGAAUGGAAGCUGCGCACAGUUUGCUAUCAAGUCAUGGCAAACCUUAUAUGUCAUGGCAAGGAAAUUGUAGCUGAACACCUUUUGAAUGAGCUGAUCUUUCGGACAAGGUCAGCCUUGCACAAUAGAAAUGCAUUGCUGGUGCACAUGCGUUUUUUUUGUUAUUUGCUUGGGCUGAAAGGCAGCAAGGACAAUAAAAAGAAGUUUGCUGAAUUGCUACCAAAGGUGAUGUAUAUUUGCAUAGAAGUAAUCAACAACAAGCUAAAGGAAAACGAAGAGAAUUUAUUGAUGGCUUUAUACGAAUGCAUCACAACGAUAGUUGCUUUCCCGAAGGGAGUUCUUAUGCCCUCUUUGGCUGUUGCUUCCAUUCACUGUGUCGUGGAUAAGUCACAAGCCACUUAUCAAUAUCGAAAAACUGCUCACAUGAAGGAACAACGAGUAAACAGGCACCUGGCUGCUUUGUUUUCCAGAAAAAUCGAACGGUGUGAUAAAUAUCAUGGCCACUAUCUUUUUACCCAAAACAGUCGCUACAAACCCAGAGGAAAAAGUAAAGUUCCUAUGGCAAUAGUUCUGUUAUUGCCAACAUUUCGAUAUGUCCCUGAUAAAGUCGGUAACACAGACGUUUUAUUCUUUCAUUGGCAUUACACGGCAGUAAAUUGCUACAUCGACAAAAUAAUCUAUAGGCUUCAAAGCAACAACAAUAUUACAUGAUGUUUUGUGAUAUCGGUACAUUUAAGGCAGUUUUUCCAAAUAGUCUGUAGCCAAAUGGUGUAGCAAUGCAAUGUUAUUUGCUGUUAUGUAAUGAUGUGACAAAUAACCAGAGUGCUGUUGCUUUUGUGACAUUAUGGCAAAUUUGUCACUGUCCGUCUGAUUAGCUUUUAAGAUCAACUUAACAUAUGUAGUUAUGACUCGGAAAGCUCUUCAAAAUAAUUAUUAUAAUAAUAACAAAGAAUCAUUUGUUAAUCAACAUUAUUCCGCAAAUACAAUCGCUGUCAGAGUAGAAAUUUAUUUCUGGAUGGUAACGAAAAACGAUAAUAUUUUUUUGAUUCUCACAAGGAAUUUUAUGAAUCAUAUUGCGAAUCUAUGUAUUUUCAGUCUUUUACAACUCUAUAUUAUCAAACGAUCAAAUAAAUAUAUUGUUUUUUGUCAAGCAUGCGCACAUGUCAACUUAACCUUCUCAAAAACACUCGAAAACACAUUCAUAUAUUCUGCUGUACGUUUUCUUAGUUUUUGCUCUUCUCAUCUACACUUCUUUAUCGCUCUGUAACUUUUCACGUUCAUCUGCAAUGGCCUUUGAUUGUUCAUUAUAUGAUUUCAACGUAUGCCGAGAAUUUUUUGAACGCAAUAGCGCGAUAUUAACGUCCGUCGUGGUUAACAGAUACUUUUUUAAAAAUGUUUGUUAAAUUCAAGGGGUCGCUAAACAGCAAAUGAUAAUGAAAAAGCAGUAGUAUAGUGAGUUAUUACAAGUUUACUAAGCGCUUUUCAGCUUGAGGACCGAGACAAAAUCAUAGAAAAUUGACUUGAAACAAGCUGACAAACCUGGCUGAUCGU